Messenger RNA from Hippopotamus amphibius kiboko, 1913 nucleotides. RefSeq names its product collagen alpha-1(III) chain-like. The transcript is spliced from 3 exons. Lineage: Eukaryota; Metazoa; Chordata; Mammalia; Artiodactyla; Hippopotamidae. Bases 1 to 1173 code for a protein of 390 amino acids. The record is from RefSeq and is a predicted model, not a curated record.
AUGUGGGGUGAGCGUCCCAGGUCCCAGGGGUUAGAAGGUAUUGCGGGUGCGCCCGGAAGGGGAGAAGCUGAGGCACAGAGCAUCGUCUCACAUUCUCACCCAGCAAGUGAGGCCCGGGCUCGGGACCCCCAGACCGACCUCCCCGCUGCUCCCGGCCGUCCCCACCCGAGGGGAGGUCGCGGCAGACAGGGCCAGCGCCGCCCUUGCCCAGCCUGGCAUCUCCCCGCUGGCCACCGGCGUGGGCGGCCCGGGCGGCGGGGCGGGGCCUCUGGCCGCGGAACCCUCCGCAGGCCCGCGGGCGGCUCCCGGGGCUCCGCUCACGUGUGCGAGGCUGGCGCCCGGCCCCAGCACGGUUCCCUGAGGGACGUCCACCUGCAGGUGCCGCCCGAAGCCGGGAAGGGGCCGGGUGUGGCCGGCGAGCACCGGCAGGAAGGGGGUGCCGGGCGCGCGCGCGCCUCCUCUGCCGUCACCGCCAGCACCCAAAGGGCCUUUGUUCAGCGCGGAGCUCGGCGGGGCCCGGGAGGAGCUGGGGCCCGGCUGGAGGUACCCUCCCGGCCCAGGGCGGGGCUGCCGAGGUCUGCUCACGCAGCUCCCCGUCGCCAGGCGGGGGGGCGCGGGGAGAAGGGCCUGUGUGUCUUCGGCAGAGUGGGUCCUGUCCAGAUGCCGCGGGCGGUGCCGAAGGCUGCCAGCCGUCCCCGGCCUCACCUCGCCCGACCCUGCGUCCGCUGGGGAGGUCAUCCCGGUCCGGAGGGUGUGCGAGGGCUUCCGGAAGUUAGGACGUUAGCGGCCUCGGGCCCUCUGUCACUCGUCUGCCAGGAGCCGGACCCGGACACCCUCACCUCCGGGUGGGGGGCCCGUGGGGGGCUUUGCCCGCUGUGCGGCUGGUGUGAAGGCGCCCCGGGGCUGUCACGACUGCCAGCUUGUCUGAUCUCCCCCUGCCCCCGGCCUGGAGCAGGGAUGAGCCCUUCUCACUCUGCAGGUAAAGAAACCGAGACUCCAGAGACUUUGGGUCAUUUGCUCAAACUCACACAGCACUUGCCUGAUGUGGGGUCGGAACCUGGGCCUGUGGGCCGAGAACAGGCAGGGGCGGAGCAGCAAGGAGGUGCUGGCUGGCAGGACAGAUGGUCACACACACUGAAAGCUGGGCCAGAGGACAGGUACCUGAGGCGCUGAGGCGCUGUGUCCAGCCGGCCGGUGACUGGCGGUUGUUACUGGUCCACGACACCUGAGUCCUCAGGUCCGUCUGCUGAGCCCUGAGCCUCCCGUGGGGCCGGCUGCCUGGAGGAGGGGACCCCACAUGGGACGCCACAGCCGGCUUCGCUCAGGCCCGGAGCUUCCAGGCAACGCUCACUCCGUCUGCUUUCAGGACGAGGCCUCAGAGCUCUUGAUGCCCACAGAGGAGCUCCACAGACCUUGUCUCAUUUGACUCUCUCGAUAGGAUUCUCUCGACAACCUGUGACGGCAGCUCCAUGGUCCCAGUUUACAGACGAGCCUGAAGUUCAGGGAAACUAAGUGGCCCGUCCAGGAUCACCUAAUCGGUUGGUCAGUUCAGCAGAGUCUGGAAGUUCCCUCACCCCGGCUCCCCUGUUGAGACUCUCAGGGCCACGCCUGCUCACAGAUGCUUUCGUGACAACGAGGGCACUGAGAUCCCCAGGAAACUGGCCGAGAGCAGGGAGAUGAACGUCUGAGCGCCUCUCCCCGUGCCUCUGCCUCUUCCCUGGGGGGGCGGGGGGCUCACGGCUCACCCAGGUCACCCCACCCCUCUGCCUCCCCUUUGCCCGCAGCCCUAGUGGGCUGAGUGACCAGCCCCACCGUCACCACAGUUACCUUCCUACACGUGACGUGUAACCCCGCCCCCGCCCCAUCCAUCCCUCCCACACCCUCUCAGCGAGUUUAGUUUGUGUCUGGUGAAA